CAGAAGUUGGACAGAAACUAGGAAUCAUACCAGGUCAAAAAAGGCUAUAUAAGAACUUUAUUUUCUACAUUAAAUCAAGCAUUCGGGAUGUCGGUUGUGAGUGCCCUGCCUUUCCUGAAGGAUAUCCACAUGCAUCGGGCACCGAUGUCUCCCGGGCGCCAGCGCCGCCACACGCUGCCUGCCAGCGAGUUUCGCUGCCUCAGCCCGGAGGACGCAAUCAGUGUUUUUGAGAUCGAGAGAGAGGCUUUCCUCUCCGUGUCAGGUGAAUGUCCGUUGCACUUGGACGAGGUGCGUCAUUUUCUGACGCUGUGUCCGGAGCUGUCUUUGGGCUGGUUCGAGGAGGGGCGACUGGUGGCCUUUAUCAUCGGGUCUCUGUGGGAUCAGGAGCGACUAAGCACGGAUGCACUGACUCUCCACAAACCCCAUGGCUCCAUCGUGCACAUCCACGUGUUGGCGGUCCAUCGCACUUUCCGGCAGCAAGGGAAGGGCUCCAUCCUCCUCUGGCGCUACCUGCAGUAUCUGCGCUGCUUGCCCUACGUGCGACGCGCUGUACUGAUGUGCGAGGAUUUCCUGGUGCCUUUCUACCAAAAGUCCGGCUUCAAGCCCCUGGGUCGCUGCGAGAUCACCGUGGGACCGCUCACCUUCAUCGAGAUGCAGUGUCCAGUGCGCGGCCAUGCCUUCAUGCGGCGCAACAGCGGCUGCUGAGCUGACUCUAUAGCGCGCGACUUUAUAGCGCGCGCGGUGAUGUUUGGUGUCGUCGCUUUGCUUAGUUGUUCUUUUCUGUGAUAUUAUGAGGCAUUAAGGGGAAAUAUUACCCCCUGCGAAGUGGUUUGGAUCAUUCGUCGACUGCUUGCAAAUGUUGGACUAAAUGUGUAUAUGUUGCGCGCCAUGCGUCACCGUGAACGACCAGCAAAACGGUGCCCAAAAUACCCGGAAUCACUAGACAAUAUAGAGACCUGAAAAUGUGUUAUUUUUUUCUAAUUACGUGUUGAGUUUCAGUUUGACAAAACUGUUUUUUGUUUUCCUUUAAAGAUUAUUAUUUUUAUAUUUUUUAUGAUGGUAACUAAUUUAUACUUUGUUUGCACUUUUUAUGCUGGAUAUUUUUUAAAGCAAUUUCUUAAUCUAUCGACAAAGAAUGUUUCUUUAUAUUUACUUGUAUGUAUCUCAGUUUGGCAAGGUUUGACCAUUUCAGAAAUUCAGUCGGUUUAUGUUGUCUCCUUACCAUCACUUAUUGUAUUCAACAGGUAAUGAGGACUAUUAUACGGUGUUUGCAAUGGUCAUUGUCUGUUAGUUGUGUGGCUGCAUUGGUGUGCAUUUCUCCAAUACAAGCAUUAAAAUAUUCGUAGCAUCAACUUGACCCCUUUUGAUUGUGGGCUCUUGUUACCCAAGAUACCAUUAGAGCUUGAAAGUAACCUUUUAAAAAAAUAAAAUAAAAAAUAAAAUAGGUCUAUCAUGACAAACAGGUGCUCCAUUGUACUACACAUUAUUUGUUUACACUUAAAUUCUGUAUUGACCAUGCAGCCAAGUCCAACAUAACAUUGUUUAUAUCAGUGUGUACACAUUUCAAAAUAAUUUCACCACCAGUUUCAUGGAACUGUAUUGUAUUUGGAGAUCCUGGUUUCCAGUAGGCAUAUAGCAGAUAUCAGACUCCCUAUAAUUUGUCUGCAUGAUAGUUUUUUGGUCAGCGGCUGGUGCGACCACAAAACCCGAACCUCCAACUGGCUGUCUGUCUUCAGCGCAUGUGAGGGGGUUUUAUCCAUUAAGGAGAGUGGCGAGCCGGGUGAGCUCCAUUAAUGAGCUUCUAUGAAUGUGAGUUUAACAUUUACUGCUAGGCAUGGAUGGACUGGUAAUCUGGCAUAGAGGACAUUUCCCGGUGGGCUGACAUUCCUCAAGGGAUGAUGCUGUAAGUUUUUUUUAAAUUAUUUUUUCCUGACCUACAAUUGAUGCGUCCUGGGAGCUUUUGUGGUAGUGGCAGUACUGUAGCACACACCAGUUUGGCAUAGUCUCUUGACCACUCUGUUAUUCACAGCCAGAAUUAAUGAUAAAAACGUCCUGUUAAGUGUACAACUGUCCAUAAAACCUUUGGGAUAUGAAGGGGGGUUGGUGACUUCUCUGCAUUUCACACUAGACAUACCGCCUACCCUAAGACAUCUAGACUUGCUAUAUUUUUUCCCAAGACAAACUU
This is a messenger RNA of Engraulis encrasicolus (European anchovy), 2185 nucleotides long. It is a transcript of the gene aanat1, whose product is annotated as arylalkylamine N-acetyltransferase 1. The coding region runs from base 88 to 705 and encodes 205 amino acids. Gene Ontology annotation, cellular component: cytoplasm. Gene Ontology annotation, molecular function: aralkylamine N-acetyltransferase activity. Lineage: Eukaryota; Metazoa; Chordata; Actinopteri; Clupeiformes; Engraulidae. The transcript has 3 exons. The record is from RefSeq and is a predicted model, not a curated record.